Messenger RNA from Fusarium graminearum PH-1, 533 nucleotides. RefSeq lists its product as uncharacterized. NCBI's taxonomy places the organism in Eukaryota, Fungi, Ascomycota, Sordariomycetes, Hypocreales, Nectriaceae. Gene Ontology annotation, cellular component: nucleolus. Bases 1 to 405 code for a protein of 134 amino acids. The record is from RefSeq and is a predicted model, not a curated record. The transcript is spliced from 2 exons.
AUGGGGUCCGACGACUAUGCUGCUGUUGGUGGUGGUGGCGCCUUGAAACUCAAAGGCGCCAAAAUCAACAAGAAAAAGAAGAAGCGCGACAAGACCGAUCUAGAGAAGAACCUCGAUACAGGAAGCAAGGACGAAGAGACGAGGAGGAAGAAGAAGAAGGACACAGCGGAUAACGAAGAUGAUGAGCGUCGCCAUGAACAUGAUGAUGAGAAGCCCGAAGUGCAGAAAACAGAGUCCCAGAAGCGUCAUGAGGAGAUCAAGAAGAAGAGGCUCCUCCAACUCGCCGAAUCAUCUGGUUCGCGACCUGAGCUCCUCAAGACCCACAAGGAGCGUGUUGAGGAACUUAACACAUACUUGUCAAAACUGAGCGAGCACCACGAUAUGCCCAGGAUUGGACCUGGCUAACAAGGCACCGAGACGGGAAUUUAUAUUGGCAGCGAGAAGGAUGUAUGCAGUUGUGUGGAAGUUACUGGCGUUCAUUGGUUAUACCCUCAAACCUUAGCAAUUAAUCAAUCAUUGACAAAUUAUAUUCG